AUGGAUAAGAUGCACCCUCUACUCAAGUACAUAUCAGCUGACAUCCUGAAGCUAGCAGGAAACUACGUUGGUAACAUCAGACACUAUGAGAUCAGCCAGCAAGACAUCAAGGUGUCCAUGUGUGCAGACAAGGUCCUAAUGGACAUGUUUGACCAGGACGAGGACAUCGGUCUGGUGUCUCAGUGUACGGAGGAGCCGUCGUCGUCGGGGGAGCUGACCUACGAUGACCUGGUGCGCUUGGAGAUUGCAGAGGAGCGCCAGUACCUGCGGGAGCUUGACCUCAUCAUCAAGGUGUUCCGACAUCACUUCCUGUUCAACAACAAGAUCUUCACGCCUCAGGAUGUUGAGGUUAUCUUCAGCAACAUUUCGGACAUUCAUGAGCUGACGGUCAAACUUCUGGGGCUGAUAGAGGACGCAGUGGAGAUGACCGCUGACACUAGCCCUCAUCCUCUGGUGGGCAGCUGCUUCGAGGACCUGGCAGAGGAGCAGGCGUUUGAUCCGUAUGAGACCCUGUCUCAGGACAUCCUGUCCAGACAGUUCCACGAGCACUUCAGCAGCCUGAUGGCCCGGCCUACUGUAGGACUAUACUUCCAGUCCAUAGCUGAAGGUUUCAAGGAGGCAGUUCAGUACGUCCUGCCACAGCUCAUGAUGGUUCCUGUAUACCACUGUUUGCACUACUUUGAACUACUGCAGCAGCUGCAGGAGCACAGUGAGGAGCAGGACGACAGAGAGGGUCUGAAGCAGGCCAUCACCGCUCUGCUCAACCUCCAGUGUAGCGUGGAACGCAUCUACACCAAACACCUGCCCCGACGCAAGCCUGG
Messenger RNA from Oncorhynchus keta (chum salmon), 821 nucleotides. RefSeq names its product son of sevenless homolog 2-like. The transcript is spliced from 7 exons. Lineage: Eukaryota; Metazoa; Chordata; Actinopteri; Salmoniformes; Salmonidae. The annotation marks the transcript as partial. The record is from RefSeq and is a predicted model, not a curated record. Gene Ontology annotation, molecular function: guanyl-nucleotide exchange factor activity; protein heterodimerization activity.